Aspergillus alliaceus is the source of this 681-nucleotide messenger RNA. Its product is annotated as cytochrome P450. Gene Ontology annotation, molecular function: oxidoreductase activity, acting on paired donors, with incorporation or reduction of molecular oxygen; monooxygenase activity; iron ion binding. NCBI's taxonomy places the organism in Eukaryota, Fungi, Ascomycota, Eurotiomycetes, Eurotiales, Aspergillaceae. Bases 1 to 681 code for a protein of 226 amino acids. The transcript has 2 exons. The record is from RefSeq and is a predicted model, not a curated record.
AUGGCCACCGCGCAGAGGAAGGAUGGAACGACGUGCCGUGCUGGUUAUCAUAAGUCACAGGAUAACACUGCGUAUGCGCAGUCCAGUCUGUCUUCAUCUGGGAUUACAGGUAUUAUCACUGGCUUCCUAGACUGUCGAAGCUGGUUCCCAAGUGGCGGCGCGUCUGGGAAGAAAAACGGGGAGAAGUUGAACGUCUUCUUCUCUUCUCUCAUGGAUGAUAAGGCAGGAUGUUCCAAUAACCUGGAAUGGGGUGAGAUCGUCGCUGAAGUAGGCGCCAUCAACGCCAGUGCUGAUACUACCGCCAUUGCCCUAACCCAAGUCCUGGAUAUGCUGAUCCGGCACCCAAAAUACCUGCAACGAUUGCGGACCCAGGUUGACCGCGCCCUGGAUGAAGACGAAGUGAUCGUGCCAUAUGACCAGGUGAAGAACCUUCUUUUCUUGCGCGCCUGUUUGGAUGAAGCAUUGCAUUUGAAACUCCCUACUUCGGCUGGUUUGCCACGACGGAUCUCGACGGAAGGUGCGCAGAUUCAAUGGACCACGGGUGAUACCAGUGUAUCGAUGACAAUUUACUCGGCUCAUCGGGAUCCAGAUAUUUUCCCUCACCCCGAGGAAUACAAUCCCGACCGAUGGAUGGACUUAGAUGAUCGGAAGCGCAUGGUCGAGAUGCCGACGAACAUAUAG